This is a messenger RNA of Eublepharis macularius, 7930 nucleotides long. RefSeq names its product ubiquitin specific peptidase 7 (gene USP7). Gene Ontology annotation, cellular component: nucleus; cytosol. NCBI's taxonomy places the organism in Eukaryota, Metazoa, Chordata, Lepidosauria, Squamata, Eublepharidae. The coding region runs from base 75 to 3392 and encodes 1105 amino acids. Gene Ontology annotation, biological process: protein deubiquitination; regulation of protein stability. The transcript is spliced from 31 exons. The record is from RefSeq and is a predicted model, not a curated record. Gene Ontology annotation, molecular function: cysteine-type endopeptidase activity; protein binding; cysteine-type deubiquitinase activity.
AGGGCCCGCCGCCGCCGCAGCAGCAGCAGCAUCAGCCGCCGCCUCGCGGCCCGGCCCGAGAGCCCCGCGCAGACAUGAACCACCACCAGCAGCAGCAGCCGCCGCCGCAGCAGAAGCCCGGCGAGCAGCAGCUGAGCGAGCCCGAGGACAUGGAGAUGGAAGCUGGAGAUGCCGAUGAUCCACCAAGAAUCACCCCAAAUCCAGUCAUCAAUGGGAAUGUAGCAAUGGCUGACGGUCACAAUAAUACUGAAGAAGACAUGGAGGAUGACACAAGCUGGCGGUCAGAAGCAACGUUUCAGUUCACAGUUGAACGUUUCAACCGGCUGAGUGAAUCAGUCCUAAGUCCACCCUGCUUUGUACGGAACCUGCCAUGGAAGAUUAUGGUGAUGCCACGACUUUACCCGGACAGGCCACACCAAAAAAGUGUAGGAUUCUUUCUUCAAUGCAAUGCUGAGUCUGAUUCCACGUCGUGGUCUUGUCAUGCUCAAGCAGUCCUCAAGAUAAUAAAUUACAAGGACGAUGAGAAAUCUUUCAGCCGUCGCAUCAGCCACUUGUUCUUUCAUAAAGAAAACGAUUGGGGCUUUUCCAACUUUAUGUCAUGGAGUGAAGUUACGGAUCCAGAUAAAGGGUACAUAGAAGAUGACAAAGUCACUUUUGAAGUCUAUGUUCAAGCUGAUGCUCCACAUGGUGUGGCGUGGGAUUCCAAGAAGCAUACAGGAUACGUAGGGCUGAAGAAUCAAGGAGCAACCUGUUAUAUGAACAGCUUACUACAGACAUUAUUUUUCACAAACCAGCUGCGAAAGGCUGUCUACAUGAUGCCCACGGAAGGGGAUGACUCAUCGAAAAGUGUUCCUUUAGCGCUGCAGAGGGUGUUCUAUGAGCUCCAGCAUAGCGACAAGCCUGUGGGAACUAAGAAGCUAACGAAAUCUUUUGGAUGGGAAACUUUAGACAGCUUCAUGCAACAUGAUGUUCAGGAACUGUGUCGAGUGUUGCUUGACAACGUUGAAAAUAAAAUGAAAGGAACAUGCGUAGAAGGCACAAUUCCUAAAUUAUUCAGAGGCAAGAUGGUGUCUUAUAUCCAAUGCAAACACGUAGACUAUCGGUCUGAACGAAUAGAGGAUUAUUAUGAUAUCCAACUAAGUAUAAAGGGAAAGAAAAACAUAUUUGAGUCGUUCAUUGACUAUGUUGCAGUGGAACAGCUGGAUGGGGACAACAAGUAUGACGCGGGGGAGCAUGGCUUGCAGGAAGCCGAGAAGGGAGUAAAGUUCCUAACGUUGCCCCCAGUGUUGCAUCUACAACUCAUGCGCUUCAUGUAUGAUCCCCAAACUGACCAGAACAUCAAGAUAAAUGACAGGUUUGAAUUUCCAGAUCAGUUGCCUCUUGAUGAGUUUUUACAGAAAACCGACCCUAAAGAUGCAGCCAACUACAUUCUUCAUGCAGUGCUAGUGCACAGUGGAGACAACCACGGUGGACAUUACGUUGUUUACUUGAAUCCAAAAGGCGACGGGAAAUGGUGUAAAUUCGAUGACGACGUUGUAUCUAGAUGCACGAAAGAAGAAGCUAUUGAACAUAACUACGGAGGCCACGACGAUGACUUGUCUGUACGGCAUUGUACGAAUGCCUACAUGUUGGUUUAUAUCAGGGAGUCCAAAUUAAGUGAAGUUCUGCAGCCGGUCACAGAUCAUGAUAUUCCUCAGCAGCUAGUAGAACGGUUGCAAGAAGAGAAGAGAAUAGAGGCUCAAAAAAGAAAGGAGAGGCAAGAAGCCCACCUCUACAUGCAAGUGCAGAUAGUAACAGAGGACCAGUUCUGUGGCCACCAGGGCAAUGACAUGUACGAUGAAGAGAAAGUGAAAUACACUGUGUUCAAGGUGCUGAAGAACUCAACACUUGCAGAAUUUGUUCAAAACCUUUCUCAGACCAUGGGGUUUCCACAAGAUCAGAUUCGGUUGUGGCCGAUGCAAGCCCGAAGUAACGGAACAAAACGACCAGCCAUGUUAGAUAACGAAGCAGAUGGCAAUAAAACUAUGAUUGAGCUUAGUGACAACGAAAAUCCAUGGACGAUAUUCCUGGAAACGGUAGACCCGGAAAUGGCUGCUACAGGGGCAACUUUACCCAAGUUUGAUAAAGACCAUGAUGUAAUGUUGUUCCUGAAGAUGUAUGAUCCAAAGACACGGAGUUUGAAUUACUGUGGACAUAUCUACACACCAAUAUCCUGUAAAAUACGUGACUUGCUGCCAGUUAUGUGUGAAAGAGCAGGAUUUCCCCAAGAAUGUAAUCUUAUCCUCUAUGAGGAAGUUAAACCGAAUUUAACGGAGAGAAUUCAGGACUAUGACGUAUCCCUCGACAAAGCUCUGGAUGAACUCAUGGAUGGUGACAUCAUCGUAUUUCAGAAAGAUGACCCUGAGAACGAUAACAGUGAACUUCCCACAGCAAAAGAGUACUUCCGGGACCUAUACCACCGAGUCGAUGUCAUUUUCUGUGAUAAAACCAUACCCAAUGACCCUGGCUUUGUCGUCACGUUGUCCAACAGAAUGAAUUACUUUCAGGUUGCAAAGACAGUUGCCCAGCGGCUUAAUACGGACCCAAUGCUACUGCAGUUCUUCAAGUCUCAAGGUUAUAGAGAUGGCCCCGGUAACCCUCUUAGACAUAAUUAUGAUGGAACUUUAAGAGAUCUUCUGCAGUUCUUCAAGCCUAGACAACCUAAGAAACUUUACUAUCAGCAGCUCAAAAUGAAAAUCACAGACUUUGAAAACAGGAGAAGUUUUAAGUGCAUAUGGCUAAACAGCCUGUUUAGGGAAGAGGAGAUAACACUGUAUCCAGACAAGCAUGGCUGCGUACGGGAUUUAUUAGACGAAUGUAAAAAAGCUGUAGAACUUGCUGAGAGGGGGUCAGGAAAAUUAAGGCUGCUAGAAAUUGUAAGUUACAAAAUAAUCGGUGUCCAUCAGGAAGACGAAUUGUUAGAGUGUUUAUCACCAGCAACUAGUCGGACGUUUCGAAUAGAGGAAAUACCCCAGGACCAGGUAGAUCUAGAUAAGGAGAAUGAGAUGCUCAUUACAGUUGCUCAUUUCCAGAAAGAGGUUUUCGGGACAUUUGGAACACCUUUCUUGCUAAGGAUACACCAGGGUGAACACUUUCGGGAAGUGAUGAAGAGGAUCCAAAUGGUGUUGGACAUCCAGGAGAAGGAAUUUGAAAAGUUUAAGUUUGCUAUCGUAAUGAUGGGUCGGCACCAGUAUCUAAAUGAAGAUGAAUAUGAAGUGAACUUGAAAGAUUUUGAGCCCCAACCUGGCAACAUGUCUCACCCUCGGCCAUGGCUCGGGCUUGACCAUUUCAACAAAGCCCCAAAGAGAAGUCGCUACACGUACCUUGAAAAAGCUAUUAAAAUCCAUAACUGACUGACCCUCUCCCGUUUGUUUGAGGCAAAAAGGGGGGCAACAAUAAGUGUGUGUGUGUGUGUGUGUGCGUGUGUGUGUGUGCGCACCUUUUUAACAACCGUAGGACUUUUGGUACACGUGCACUCGGUCGGAAGUCUCCAGCAAGAGGAUUUGCUGCUGAUGUAUUAAUUUUAUUUUGAGGCUGUUCAGUUUGGCUUCUCUGUAAUCUAUUAUUAUUAUUAUUAUUAUUAUUGACUGCCCUUUUUUGAGCAAAAUGAAGGUGUUUUAUAAAGCUUUUGGGUGCCAAUGAGAGUUUUUAUGGGAAAAUGUUAAAAUGAGCUUGUCAGCAUAACAAGGGGGGAAAGGGUUGAGUGUAGAAGAAGUUGACGUUGGCAAAAAUAUUUUGUCUGUACUACAAUGAACGGAGGACCCGUACUGGCAGCCCCUCCCCCUCCCCCUUCAAAAUAUACGUGGUACCAGCCAUCACUGCAACUAGUUGGAGCUGUGGUUAGGCUCACAUCCAGUUUAUUUCCUUCGGUUAUAUCCUUUAAAAAUGAUUUUUUUGUGCAUUUGUAAAUGCAAACAGGAAAAAAAGCUCACAUCGUCAAUAAAUAGCAAAUCUCUACUUCACUGUGUACACUCUUGGCACUUAUUCGGGAAAAAGUUUGGUCUCUUCAAUCAGUCUAGGGUUUCUCUUUUAUUAUUAUUAUUAUUAUUAUUAUUUUAAAUAAAUGGAUUUUGAGUCAAUUUUUUUUUUAAACAUUGCAUUUUGCCAAGGAAGAUCUUGUGGAGGCUUCAGUGGAGAUGUCAAGAGUCCUGGAAGAGGAGGGGAGGGCUGUGCUUCGUAUUCAUUUUCAAAAAGUGGUUAAAUAUAGAAUCCUUUGGGAUUUAAGAAAAAAAAACCUGGCAGACGAAGAACUAACAAGCUUGGAAGGUUUGCAGAAAGAAAAAGGCGUAUACUUUUUUAUAUAUAUAUAUAUAUAUAUACAUAUACAUAUAUAUAUAAAAAAGAAAAUGUAGUUAAUCUGGGAUGGAAGGGGAAGGCGAGCAAAAAUAGCCUUUUAGCAUCAGGGCAUGUUCACUAGCAUUUAGUAAGCUGUUGACUUUGUAAAAAAGAAUUAAAAUGGGUGGGGGUGGGAAGGUGGGAAGAAAAUAAAAUUGUAUAUUUAAUGGAGGAAUGUGUACAAUUUAACACAAUUUUGGGUUCGGGAGGGGGUGGGUGGGGGCGAGUCUGCAAAUGAAAUUCACAGAUGUCAAUAUUCAUGGUGUGUAGUUUUUACUUCAUUUCCUCUCUUUCCCCCUCCCCCCCCCCCCGCCAAUUGCUUUUCCAUUUUAGUUUGGAGCAAACAGACAGCCUUGCGUGUCUCUUUUAAGUUUUUUGAGUGCAGUUCAGGAAAAAAAAUCUAGAAUCAGCAAUUCUCUUUUUUCCUUUUAAAGUUUUGCUUUUUCUCUCCCUCCCAGCCCAAUCUUUUCUUUUGUUUCUGUAGCUGCCGUGUGCAAUGAUUCUUCCUGUAUAUUGCCUUUUCGCUGGAAAAAAAUGUUGUAUGUUGAAUAAAAAUUUUCUAUAAAAUUUUCCUUCAGUGCGUGGUGGCCUUGGACGUUGAAGAAGGUCUCUGCUUUCCUUUUUUAAGUACACAUUACGGGCAAUUUCACUGAUACAUUUUUAGUGAACUUUUUGUGGGGUUUUGGCCAAUGUACAGUUUUGAUGUUUGGCCAGGGUGGGAAGAGGGGCGUGAAUCUCAUGCUGGAACUCAGGGCAGAUUAUAACUUCCCAGAGUGGUCUGUGUUGAUCAUUUAAUGCACAUAACAUGUAUUAUACCCAGCCCUUGGGAAUGUGGAAAAUUAAUACAAAUGAGUCACUCUCCAUCUGAUAGCAAUACUUACUGCAGAGGUUUGAUAAUAGGCUUGUCCUUGCAUACCAAAGUCAUCACUUGUGAGCAUCCGAUGUUUGCUGGCAUGUCUUGAGUAAAUACAGUGUGAAAUGGUUUCCAUAAACUUGCUGUUUAAGAACCAGCAGAUCAAGGAGAGGAGUUGAGCUUUAGCCUCCCUGAUAGGUUAGAUUUCUGUGUUGAGGGAGGCUUGGGGGAUCUGUGGCAACGGGACCGUCUGUUCAGGUAAAGGUUUUCGGCUUCAUUUCUGCCAAUAAGAGAAAUUGGCCUGUAGAGAGGGAAUUGUGUGGACGUUGACUUUCCUGUAAACAUGGCUUUCCAGUGGAUUGGGAAACUUGUGUGCAGGGUGCUUGAUUCUGAGGAGUAUUUCUGGCUUCUCCCCCUUUUGUCCCCCUUUUUAAAAGCAUUCUGACUGCAUUUCUGGGGUGUGUGUGUGUGUGUGUGUGUGUCCAACUGUCGUUGUGCGUGUGCACGCCCUAUAGAGAGUACUCGCUCCCUGUGAGCCAGGGCCAGCCAGUCUCCCUGUUCCCAUGUGGCAUAUAUGGAUGCCAGGAAGAGCAGGCCGUCUCUCCUCCUCUGGGUACCUUGGGAUGGAGCCGGGGGAGGGUUUUAGUGGAAUCCGGACCGAACCUGUAAUGCCCUCCCAAAACUUCCCUUGAGAGGCAGAAGUGUGUGGAGAGGGAGGAGAGAUGGUACCGCCAGCUGAAUUGAAGCAUCCUGAGAAUUUCGGCUUGCAUACCUUUUGUCCUUGGGCUGUGAAGUGGACUUGAAAAUGCAGAGGUAUUGUUUGUUGAAACCUCGAAAUGCUGGGGAGAAGGAAGAUCUGAGGGGUCUUCGUUCCUUGUUCCUUCCCAGACGUGGUAGAAGUAGCAGGGAUUUUUGCAAUGUGUUUAGUUAGUAAACUUUUGGGGGAAAGAUGACUUCGUAAUUUUUAGCAGAAAAUAUCCACAGUCCUGAGAGUCACAUGGCUUCUGCCAUGAUUUGGAGGAUGCUUCAUAGUUCUCUCGAGUGAGGGAAGAGCACCUUGAUCAGAUUGUUACAGUCUGUCUUGGCAUUAAGGAUUUCUCUGACAGUGUGUGGUGUGCAUGCUUUGAUAACCUGUUUUUUUUUUCUGCAAAUAGGUGACUGGGUUUCUUUUACAAUCACUGGUGGUUUGUAAAGUUAGAGAAGUAUUUCUUUUGUGAUCAGUGUUAAAUUUAACUGUAGUAACAAGGAUGGCAUUUCAGACACCUUGGAUUUGUUGUGCGUGCUUCCCAAAUUUCAAGACGUGUGUAUUAACUUCACCAACCCAGGCAGCCAAGUGCCAGACUGGAGCUGGAAAGAAGAGGCUCCCUCCCCACCAUGGAAUAUGUGACUAUCAGCAGAAAAGUAAGAGGGAAACUGGGAUUGGUGGCCCAAGGAGCCAGGAGCGGCUUUGGGUUUUGCACCUUACUAUAGUUUCCCUCCACUCGCAAAAUUUUGAAGGAUGUGUGCAUCUCUUCCCCUCCCCCAGUCAAAGGAGAGUGUCUUGUUAUCUCCAGAGACUUGCAGUGAAAAAUGUAAAAAGGAAACAGAGUUUUGCUCCGAGGACAGAAAAUAAGGAUUCUAUUGAUGCCUGCCUGGUUUUUUUUUUUGCUUUGCAUUCUGCGUCUAGUAUCCGUGUGAACAAAACAGGAAUGUUGGCCGAAAAGUUUUAAUGGAACUCCAAGCCUGUUUCUUUCCAGACUCCUCGGCACGUCAGAAUUCCACCACACCUCACUCCGAAGCUUGUCAGGCUCUCUCUCCUAACCUUUCUAAACUUGGCCAUUUGUUACCACAAGGGGGCAAUUUAAACACCCAACGUCUUUGUUUUUAAUUUUUCAAGUUUUCUAGUUGGUUACUUUUUCUAUUUUUUAAAACUUCCUUUGAACUGGCAAGAAUACUGUGCAUAUUCUGGGAUGUAGGCCCUCUGUCCUGUGCUUUGGUUUUCCCGAGCUCUCUGGUUAAAAGCCGCAGAAAACUAAUAACGGAACAAUGGGUAUUUCCACAAAGAGAGCCUGAACGCAGCAGUGAAAGGGGUUCCCUCGAAACCCCGAUUGGUGCUUUUUUAUUCCCAAGGCUUGCCAAAAUAAGGUUCUGUAAGGUCAUGUCAUGCAACUCUGAUUACGUUCUCUGCUAAGGCUUAAUAACUUUGUGUCCAUGGGGGGCUGCUGUGCCAGUCACCAUUUUUCUCAAAAACAGCAUAGGUUAGAAUUUGAGUGCAAAUUCUGUGACACCAAAUCAAUAAAGAUGGUCUUUAAAAAGGGUUUAGCCCCCUUUGUGCAGGAUUAAUCUGCCACGAUAAGUAAAAUGGAAUAUCCGUAUUUGUACGCAGGAUACUUCUUCAGCCCUGUCUGUGGGCAUUGGGGGGAUGGCAGAACGCUGAGGAGGGGGGGUCCCUGCAUGUGAUCCCAGCCAGGGCUGUUAGUAUGUUCUUUCUGUGUCUUUCUUUUGAGGGGAGGUCUGACUGUAUGGUGGGCAAGAAGCUGCUGUGACCCAAAUUAUUUAUGCUCUAGACAGUUUAAUGCACCAGUCCUGUGGCUCAAAUCACAUUUUUUUGGGCUCAGUGCCACAUUCUUGCUGUUUUAGAAUACUUUUGUUUAUAAGGAAUCAUUUUCUGUAGACUCUGAUGUAUAUAACUUGGAAAUAAAAUAAGCAAGUUCUAUGUUUCUG